AUGGCAGAGGCAACAAAGAGGUAUGCUGUUGUGACAGGGGCUAACAAAGGGGUUGGAUUUGGCACAGUUAAGCAGUUGGCUUCAAAUGGGAUCAUGCUGGAUGUAACAAAUUCUGCUAGCAUUGCUUCCCUUGCAGAUUUUGUGAAAACCCAAUUCGGAAAACUCGAUAUCUUGGUAAACAAUGCAGGAAUUAAUGGUAGCAUAGUAAACCCUGAAAGUUUUAGAUCAGCUGUAAUUGGUAAGAUGCCUGAUGAAAUCAAUUGGAAUGAAAUAUCGAUGACACCAAACUAUGAGUUAGCAGAAGAAUGCCUGAAAACAAACUACUAUGGUCCCAAAAGUGUGACUGAGGCGCUUUUACCCCUCCUCAAGCUAUCUGAUUCGCCAAGAAUCAUUAAUGUUUCUUCCGGUGCUGCUAAGCUAAUGGAUUACUUCAUAGAAAACAGAAAGGCACAAGGCCAAACAACAAGCAGAGAGCAUCCCUGCAAGAUUAGAUAUACAAAGACAAGGAUAAUUAGGACACCAAUAGACGCCACCACUCCAGAAGUGUCGUCCUACCUAUUAGUGCAAAGAACACCCCACCCUUACAAAGGAGUACAUGGAAUACUGUCUUUGUUCAAAAUGCCCAUUAACGAAGAUGGUGGUCUUACAACCCAGUUGAAGCCGCACAUCUUUGGAGAAAUAUACCUUGCAACAAAAUCCAUCGCCAUAUUUGCUGGUCGUGGAGUCCACGACCAGGAGCAUGAUUGA
Molecule: messenger RNA, 747 nt
Organism: Pyrus x bretschneideri (Chinese white pear)
Lineage: Eukaryota; Viridiplantae; Streptophyta; Magnoliopsida; Rosales; Rosaceae
Product: (+)-neomenthol dehydrogenase-like
Exons: 6
Coding region: 1-747 (248 amino acids)
Cellular component (GO): membrane
Source: RefSeq, a predicted model, not a curated record